Messenger RNA from Fonsecaea erecta, 1509 nucleotides. RefSeq lists its product as hypothetical. The transcript has 2 exons. Gene Ontology annotation, biological process: protein ubiquitination. NCBI's taxonomy places the organism in Eukaryota, Fungi, Ascomycota, Eurotiomycetes, Chaetothyriales, Herpotrichiellaceae. The record is from RefSeq and is a predicted model, not a curated record. Gene Ontology annotation, molecular function: ubiquitin-protein transferase activity. The coding region runs from base 1 to 1509 and encodes 502 amino acids.
AUGGCGGUCUACACAGGAAGGGCUGCUUUCGCUGUACCAGGGCACAAUUUCACGGUGUUCCAACCAUUGACGGGAACCGAGGAGAAUGUCGAUGUUACAAUCCUUACCCAGCAGCUGAAGCCCAUUCUGAGAGCCCUUCGAGAGCUCAAGCAUUUAGCGACUCAGGCCGGGAUAGCUUCGCGAGAGGCUCAGUCAGCACGUCCUUACACCGGACCUGCCGUGCAACAGAUGCAUUCUCUGCGGAGGGCCCUUACCGGGCUCAAUCUUCACGACAGAGCCUUGUCCGAUUUCUUGAUUUUCAGCGCCGAAGACCCGUCGUUUCAAUCGAAACGUUUCGUGUGGUCCUACGGCGAUGAUCAGCCUUGCUGCCCGCCCUCUUCGACCGAGGAGACCACAGAACUGGACGACUUUUGUGUCAUUCCUGACGAGUACCUAUGUCCGAUCAGCCCCAGCCUUUUUGAGGAACCAGUGCAUUCAUCUGAUGGGUUUGUAUACGACAGACAGGCAAUCGUGAGGUGGUGGCAACUCUGCAGAAGCUCACCGAUGACGGGGCUUCCUAUUGUGGACACGCACCUGAGGCCUGAUGAAGUUUUAAGGGAUCAAAUCAAUGCCUGGGUCGCAGGAGAAGAUGUCAUCAAUUCUUUGCCGUCGACGUUUGAGCAUGCCCGACUCUCCGGACACCAGCCACGACAUAUUAUAGACUUUGUCGGCCCCUCGGUCUGCUUCAGCAGACAGCUGCCGGGUCGGUCACUUUUGUUGAAUCUACACAAAGUCGCUUUUCGAUGGAUGCGAGGCCUUUACCACAGAUUCUCGUUACACGUGGGAGGCGUCUAUCUACCUUGCUCUGAAGAGGCCAUAUCUGACAGAGGAGUGGUAAGCGGCCAGACUAUCACCAUCAGUCCAGACUACGGCACAGAUGGUGACACCUCCGGAGGCUCAACAAGCCAGAGGCCAAUGUGUCCCAUCCGAGUUUACAACACACCUGACCUGUCAAAGGAGUCUUUCAAAUACUGGGUACCGUUGAAAUCUGAACUUGCCUACGGCUCGAUUAUUUUCCACAACUGGAGAUACCACGUCCAGCAUGGCAGUCUUGACCACUACAAGCAUGAUACGUCUCCAUGGGUUAAUCUCAUUAACCACGGCGACGGUUCUAUCAAUGGCUCAUUCCGUAAUUUGUGGGCUUCAUUGUCUCAGGAGUUGAGGACGCUUCGCCGUAUGGAGGUACAAAAGUAUGAAGCUGCCUAUAAACAUACGCGCGACGAUGGCACGGGGCCAGAAGCCCGUCAAUGUUGCAAUUGUCGCAUUCUUAAGGUUCAUCUCAUGACCUAUGCGCAGACAGAAGAGCGGAAGCUCAAGGAGACCGAACUCCAGCAGGGGAAAGUUCGAUCAAAGAUGGCUGUUGCCAACGGAAUUUUCUCGCAAUUCAUCAAUGGAUUAAUUGCGUACAGUUACCCCACGAACUUCGGGCUGGUUACCUUCGAGACAGAGGCGGGGAUCAGCCAGAAGUAG